Molecule: messenger RNA, 1353 nt
Organism: Mesorhabditis belari
Lineage: Eukaryota; Metazoa; Nematoda; Chromadorea; Rhabditida; Rhabditidae
Source: the annotation of a GenBank genome assembly
AUGAAUGCGGAUCCUUUGUUCGACGAUGACGAUGACGACAUUUUUGUCGAAUUUUCAAUCACACCGUUGUUGGAAGACCCGGAAAAGCGAAUGGAUGCUUUGAAAAGGGCAAAUCUUAUGAAUGAGCCAAAAGAUGAGCCAGACUUGAAGAUGGCCAAGAAAACGACCAAAGAAACAACGUUUGCAGUUUGCCCAGUGUGUUCGAGGACACUUCGCUAUUGGAGCCAAACCCGUCGUUUGGAGCACAUCAACCGUUGCCUCGACACACAAGCAACCGAAGCGAAGUUUGAGCAAGAAAAACAGAAAGUGAACCGAACGAUGGACUGCCCAAUGUGCCGGAAACCGCUUGAAGAUGGGCCAUUCCAGAUUGCCCACAUCAAAAAAUGUUCCCGCGAGCAUCAUGUCGCCGGAUCAGAUGCCAUGAAACUUUACGAAACACAAAAAAAAGUUUCUGAAGUUCGAAAGGAAAAUGGCCUUCGUCACAAUGGGGCCAAGUCACCGAGGCGGAAACCAGUUCUACCAAAACCUUUGAAAGGACAACCACGCUCGAUGAAUGAUGAACAGGUGCAACUGGCCAAAGCUAUGUCUGUGAGCCUGAAAGAGAAAUUGGAAAAUCCAGAAGAUGUUGCUGGCCCCUCAAAUGUACUUCCUGAAAUUGAAAAAGAUGAGGCAAAUGAUUUUUUAGCCGAGUUACGACAGGCGCCGAAUUUUUCGAUUGUCACUGAAUUGGCACGACGCUCACGGAAAAGGCGGAGUUACGAUGUAAUUGCGUUCACUCCUGAAAAUUGUGCUUGUAAACAAGCAUAUGAGCUCAAUACCAGGUUUUUGGAUCUUUUCAAAGUCAAAUACCCUGAAAGUGACAAGACUGUGCCAAUCACUGCUGUUUCUGAAGAAGAUAAACAAGCGACCAUGCUUUUUGGAAUGAAAAUUGAUGAGAUGUAUUCGAAGCUCGCUCGUUUGUCAAAGCUUUCAUCAAUACUGGGAUGUAUGGCGGAUGCAUUUGAUCCAUUGUCAGCGACUCCGAUUCGAUUAGUUGGCACUGGCGGUGGGUUUAUCUGCGUGGUGCGAGAAAUUCUUAAGAGACGUACAACUGUUUUGAAUGGGCAAAAUGCUGAGGUCCAAGAAGUCGACAUUGAAGCUUCACUUGAUGUGAUGCGCGAAUGGCUUCGAUUCGUUUAUGCAUCAAAAGUCGAAUGGACACUUGAGAAGAACGAUAAGAUAUUGAAGAUCGCCGAAAAGUAUGGGCCAGAAGAAUUGCCAGCCAUUUGUCGCGCCAUGAGUAGACGAAAGGAGAAGAAUUUGCCGAAAGGAGAAGAGGUUCAGCCGGAAAUUUUGGAAGAAGAAAAAACAGAU